This is a messenger RNA of Pocillopora meandrina, 1315 nucleotides long. NCBI's taxonomy places the organism in Eukaryota, Metazoa, Cnidaria, Anthozoa, Scleractinia, Pocilloporidae. The record is from the annotation of a GenBank genome assembly.
AUGGUUCAAGAUGGCAUCACGGGAGGAUGUGAUGCAGAUUAUGUAGAAGUUGUCGAUGGGAAGUACAUCGAUGGUGAGAGCGAAGGAAAAAUGUGCGGUUUUGGUACCCCCGAUGACAUCUCCUCUACCGGUCGUAACAUGAUGGUUCUUUUCAGGUCUGGUCCAAUCAGAUCAUCUUUCAUGGGAUUCAAAGCAACAUUUACAGCGCUUCAUGAUCCAACAAGUAAGUGAAAGCAUUCCUAUUUCUUCGUUUUCGGGGAAGUCGGUGUCUCCCCUUAAACACCUUGCCGCUCAUUCGUAACAUCCCUCAUUUCCAAUCAGCCAAAGAAAUUUUAUCUCAAAACAUUUUGAAAUUAGGUGGUAGAAAAGGCAAGUUCAAGGCAAGCGUGAAAAGCGCUCUUCAUCACGACUGAUUUGACAGGGUGUUGUUUGACAAUACCUCAGAGGUUAUCAGCACGAGUGAAACAGAGUAAAUAAAACGAAACUGUUAUGUACUACCCCAUCAAAAUAAAAUAUUUUGAAUUUGGUUGUGAUUUUUUAUGCCAUUUAAUUUUUGAAUGAUGACGCAAGAAUCAGGUAGAGUGGUCGAUAACUGACACAGUUUCAACUGGUUUUGAACUUGUGAUGAUCCACACGUAAGGCAUUCACAACUUGUUAAAGUAUGUUCUAAAAAUGAUAUCUCAUUAUGCCAAGCAUGGCUUUCCGAUGUCUUCUAGCCGCCAUCUUGCCAUAAACAGUUACCUUUUUCACAUCAGAUUUUGAUAGGCUCGGUGGAACAGCCCCACCUGAAUCUCUCCGAAGCCAAUUCCCCUUCUCCUUCCCCCGUGGGAUCACUUCAAGGAAUUUACUUGAUAUUGUUUUCUAACUCCGUAGCGAAAACUAAAGCUGUAAAUUCCAGCGAGUUAUGUUACCCGGAUAACGUCCACAACUUUGAUUUGAGGUUGACCGGAUCAGAAGGGAUUCUAGAGAGUCCGUUGACCUACUACCCACCGGGUUUACUUUGUGAAUGGCUCAUCACUGUACCCGAGGGACAACGCGUUGAACUCAUCUUCGAGAGAUUUCAGUUGGAUCCUGGUUGCAGAGAUCAUGUGGAAGUUGGAGAUGGAAUGUCAUUGUCUGGUACAUCUUUGGGAAAAUACUGUGGAACUACAAUUCCCGAAAACGUUCGUUCAAGUCACCGUAAUCGUUAUAUGUGGGUUCAGUUCUACUCUGCCACGGAUUAUGCGGGUAGAAAACCACACAGAGGAUUCAAAGCCACCUUCAAGGCCGUAUCAAGUUCAGGUUGUCUACCUUUGUUUUAAAAAUUAGAGGUUGA